UAGCAGCCGUUGAUAUGAGGAAGGUAUUAGAGUGUGGAGACCGGAAUGGGACGGCUAUGUACGUGGAUCUUUCCGUUGUAAGCAGAACGGAACCGAGCACCGUGAUCCGGCUGCAACGAUCUUUGGAAAUGCAUCUACGAGAACACAUGGCGCGACAUGGGACCAUCAGGAUCGAAGUGUACUCUGUGCGGCGCAGAUUGUUUAACAAUAUAUUAUAACAGCUCGUUAAAACAAUUAAAAGUAAAACGUGAUCGCAGGGAAUCGAGCCUGAAACUGAAUAUCCAACAAACUAGAUCGCAAAUAAAUGAUCAAAUUUGUAUAUGCAAAUGUAUUACAACUGAUGCAUUUCAUGCAGAGAAUAUUUGGAUGCCUCGUCGUUCAGGGGUCAACCAUGGGUGGAGUACAAAGUGGAUCCCAUACCCUUGGAGAGGCAUUAUGGGUGCAUGAGAGACAACGACAAAAAUGCCAUCGAGAAGGGGGACGACACGAGGCCAACUCAGCACAGUCCACACAGGACCGCAGGAAGCUCUUGAAACGAACAAGGAGCCUUGCGGUGAUAUCCGAGGACGAAUCUCGACAAGAUCGAGAGGCACAUCACUUCAGGCUGGGACAAUCGACCUUCGAUUUGCCCAGGAGGCAUCAAUUGAUCCCGCGAGCGAAGCUGAUCGAUCGGAACUCUCUGAAGGACAGGCUUUACAAGAGUCAACAACACCUUUCGGAUUCUUACGAACGAUUCAACGAGGCAAAAUCGUACCAUUCAAGAUCGGCUUGCGGUCUUCACUCGAUCCCGCCGGUACUCUCUUCGUUUCCGGAUCCUCUGCCGUACACUCGUGCCAAUCGAUCUGAUCCGGAUCGGUUGAACAUUCUCGAUUGGCCAGAAUCACCGAGACGUUAUCGCAGCGUGCAGACGUUGGACACCGUUAGCGGAUUAGUGGAUAUUGUAGAAGAUAGCUGGCCCGUCGAAGGCAAUCGCAGCAUCGAUUGCAUUUAUACUCAGGUGAAACGUAAACGAAAGGAGCACAGGAGUCUGGACAGCAUCCUGUUCGAGGACGACGGUGAAUUAGAGUACUUCGACGUGUUAAAUCUGUUACCUUUAUCGAACGUGCGUUUGGAGUUUGACGAGGAGGACGCACGAAACAAUAAUCACCCGAGGAAUAACUCAAACUCCGAAGGCAACAAGUUGAAAUCCCUGGAGUACCUGGAAUCACAGUUUGCCGAGGAGAAUUCGACGAGGAGCAACGCCACGGACGAGGAGAAAUGUAAAGAGAGUAGCACGAAGGAGGAUAACAGUUCGCCCGAGAUUCGGGUAGAAUCGUACCAGGAUAAGGACACGAAAGACCCAGAUUCCUUGCAAGGAUCCAGGGAAAACUCAUCGCCCGAACAGACGAAGGAAGAGUGUAAUCUUCGCGACGAUUCCUUCAGCGAACGAGUCUCUGUAAGCCGCUUUAAAAACAAGUCGGAUCGGCGAUAUACGUCGUUGAAGCCAGAUGAGGAGAGGCGCAGCGAAGAGCUAAAGGCCUCCUACGGGAAACAGAUCGAUCGACAGGUCGAGGAGGCGGAAGAUUACAAAUCGAUUUGGAUCUCGGACACCGAAGAACAGGAGGACAUGUCUAGGAGGCCUCAAGUACUCAAGGUUGUCGACAACGACGUGACCAAGAGGCGCCAUCGACGCCUCACCACGGAAAUUGAUCUCAACGCGAAGGAUAAGGUCGAAGGGAAACGGAACGAGCGGAAGGGAUCGAACGGCAGCGUGGACGUCGCGAAAUCGAAUGGGAAGAUCGAGGAACACGAUGCUACCUUGAAGAACACCGAGAACGUGCCCCCAGAAGAGGACGCGACGAAGGCAAGCGUGGAGGAGGCGAAAAAUUUCUUCGAGCAGAAGAAUUCGCAAAAAACGAACGGAAGGAGUAAGCAGAACGAGGGUAGAUUCGAGAGGAUCGUUAAGGAGACGUCGAACAUCCUAGGGAAAGCAUGCAGCGCGGUGAAAGGCAGCUUGGGUUUCGAGGCGAGAUCCGAAAGCUCGGAUCUUGGAUUAGGUUCAGAAUCCGGAAGCGACACGAGGAGGAGAUCCGUCGACGACGGUGUCGACGAGGAUCACUCGGUGACGGAUAAAGCGUCCUCGACAAAGACGAAGGAGAACAAAAAGGUGCACAGCAAUUUGACUCGGUCUCGUAGCUGCGUGGAUUCGAUAGAGUGUCAGGACGACGAGCAGGAGUUCGAUCACGUGCGCUACAAGAUCGUCAAGUCCAACAUGUUCAGUAAGAACAUGUACAACGGGGGACGAGGCGACGUCACGUACGAAGGGCUGAUGCAGUAUUUGCGAGAAUAUUCUUUCCAAGAACUACUGUUGGACAAUAACGUCGUCAUCAUCGAGCCGGUGCGAGCCGAGACCAUAGAGCGUAAACCAGCCACUGUGGGAAAAGCUAGAUCCGAGCCGAGUUGCAAAAUUGCAGGGACCAUACAGAAGAAAACGGACGAGGAGAAUUGCGAGAGAAACUGCGAGAGCGCGGAUAACACCAAAAGUCCGAAGCAGUCGUCCAUCAAGAAACAUUUCUUCUACCACCCCAUUCGAGUGAACCGCGAGCUGAUAGACGAGGAGCUACCCGAUCCGGACACUGUGAGAAACGUCAGAAAGAUGUUCGAGAAUACGCUCAAGAUGAAAAAUAGCAAUGGCACGGAAUUAUCGCGGGACUGCAAGCAUAGAAAGAGCGUCAGUAUGAAGGACUUGAGCACCAUCGACGAUGCUCAGUUCGAGGAGAUAUCGCAGAAGGUGCACGAAGGAACCAGGUCCAGAUGUUCCAGCAGAGCGAAGGAUCUGACCAAACUGUUCGAAAACAUGGAGAAGUCCACGUCGUCGAACGCGUCGGUAGUAGGAGGCAAGGACGAGCUAGAUAGUCCCCGAAGCGAAUCAAAAACGAGGAUGCUGGCGCAGUCUUUCGAGGCCAGGAGUGGUCACACGUCCCCCAGUGACUCGACUUCCUCGAAAAACAAAGUGAACCGUUAUCACCAUCAUCAUCAUCAUCACAACUGGGACGCCGGUAGCGUGAGUUCCGGGGUGUCCAGCGAUUACCCCGACACGGACCCAGGCAGCGGUGUGCAUUGCAUCUCGUCGGAAGACGAGAUCGACUGCCACGAGGACGAGGGAAACGAUACGGGUGGUUCGAGCCACUACGUGUCCCAGGACGUGCUGAAGAAGAUCCGCGAGUGCGGUACCUCGGUCACCUACUACGGGGGCAAGGUGGUGAACUCCAGCAACGGACCACUGAUCUCGCCGUUGGUCGGCAACAGGUUCAAGUGUAUCGACAGGUCGAACGAUUACGUGAAAUUCCGACUGGUGAAGAGCAACUCCUGCGACAGUAGGUUAGAGCUGACCGGGAGGUUGGUGGAGAAUCACCUGAGGCAUCGCAACCGCGAGAAGACGGCGGACCUGAGUCAGUACACCAUCGCCGAGACACCCAGUAUCGAGAUCACCACGUUGGAGAAGCAGGAGAAGGAGGAUCAGAGUGCCGGCGAGGAGAUUAAAAGAUCGGAGACGAAGAGAGAACCACCCGUGGUGAUCGGAUUGGAGCCGAAGAAGGACGAGAACAAGGAGACCAAGAGCUUCAAGGCUGACUUCAAACUGGGUAACCUGGAGGACGCGAAAUCGACUUAUCCCAGCCGAUUCAUCGGCAGUGCCCUGACCAGGUGGCAGGUGAACGAAAAUAAUUGGAGGACCCACGACGAUUUCGGGAAGAUGGAGUUCGAGGAAUUCGAGGUGCUCGAGGACAGUCUGAACGGAACGGAGAACCAACGAUCGGAAAGUUCCUGAAUGGAUGGAGCUUUCUUUCUAGUUCGGUGAUAUAGCACGUAGGGAACAUUGCCAAAGGAAAGCCGACAGUUUCGGUAGGAUUUUUACGAUACACUCGUAAAAGUUUCGGCUAUUCCCGAACGAGGACACAACCGUUUGGAACUGUUCCUGCGGGAUUCAAUUGGGACCCUCUCAUCUUUGAAAGCGAUUGCGUUUCAACGGUGACUACGGGAGGAUUGUACAAUUGUCAAUGGAGGUUUCCUAGCAACGAGCAACUUGGAUAUUUGAUUAAGCCGUAAAUGCAUCAAAGCGUUGCGACCAAUAAUGGUUACAAUGUAACGUCGAAGAAUGCACGGUACAGAUACGAGUGUAUAUAAAGAAGUUAAUGAACCUUUUGAUCGGUAUUCUCGUUAAAUUGUUGUACGAGUAGUUGCCCACAGGCUGCAUAAUAAACGUUCGGUAAAAAUGUU
This is a messenger RNA of Megachile rotundata (alfalfa leafcutting bee), 4257 nucleotides long. RefSeq names its product javelin (gene jv). NCBI's taxonomy places the organism in Eukaryota, Metazoa, Arthropoda, Insecta, Hymenoptera, Megachilidae. The record is from RefSeq and is a predicted model, not a curated record.